AUGCUCAACGCCGAGUGGCCAUGGCACCGAUUCGGCGUGACGGGCGUCUACUCCUCUGUGCUCAUGAUGACGGGCCUCUCGAUCAACGUGCUCGGCCCGGUCGGGCCUGUGCUCAUGCGCCACCUCUCCGCCUCGCCGCACAGCAUCGGCUCCAUCUAUUCGGCCGAGGGCCUCGGCAACUUUCUCGGCUCCCUCCUACUCGGCCCGGUGCUCAGCCGGUUGCGGCCGCACGCCGUCCUCGUCGGCGUGAGCGCCCUCGUCUUCCUCUGCCUCGGCGCGGUGCCGUCCUGCUCGGCGCUGCACCAAGUGGCGUCGCUCUACCUGCUCAUCGGCCUCGCCUCGGGACUCGGCAACGCCACUGCCAACACAUCCCUCACCUGGGCCUGGCAUGGCGCCGCGCCGCAGCUCGCCGCCGCCUUCAACCUUGCGCGCCACUGCCGAGACGCUUCCACCGCCGCACCGCCGCCCAUCCGCUCGCCAGACGGCGACUAG
This is a messenger RNA of Emiliania huxleyi CCMP1516, 492 nucleotides long. RefSeq lists its product as hypothetical. The transcript is spliced from 2 exons. The record is from RefSeq and is a predicted model, not a curated record. Lineage: Eukaryota; Haptophyta; Isochrysidales; Noelaerhabdaceae. The coding region runs from base 1 to 492 and encodes 163 amino acids.